AUGGCAAGCGAUAUUAGGAGGGAGAGCGAGAGGCGAGCGAGAUUGGAAGAGGGAGGAGAGAGGCGAGCGAGAAGGGCAGAGUGUAGGAGAGAGUAUCCAAUAAACGGGGAAACACUGGUAUCAGCGGGAGAAAAGUUUGAAAUGGGAUUCUUUUCUAAUGAUGCAGGGUUAAACAGAUAUGUAGGUAUAUGGUAUUACAAAUUAAGUCCUCGAACUGUCUGGGUUGCUAAUUGGAAUGAUUCGAUUCAGCAUCCAAUAAAAAACAAGGCGAUUGUUUCAAUUGUCGUUGAAGAUGGUAACCUCAAAGUUUUGAAUUCAAUUAGUGGAUACACUUAUAUCUCCUCAGGAGUAGAUGGGCAAAUAAAACCCAACACGAUGCAGACAUCCUCACGGAAUCAGAGACCCCUUGUUAUUUCCAUCUCUGUAAUUCUUGGAGUUAUGGUUCUAUGUGGUAUUAUUUAUAUGAUUUAUCUGAAAAGAGUGGAAAGAAGUAAAGCCAGAGAAAUUGUUUUGGGGAUGCCUAUGGACUACUUGCCUCAUAGAGAUAGUUUUGAUGAAGAUUUAAUUACUGAAGAUGAUAAGAAACGGAUUGAUGUCCCGUUUUUCAGCUUGAAUAGCAUACUAGUUGCUACACAAAACUUCUCAAAUGCAAGUAAGCUCGGGAGUGGUGGAUUUGGACCUGUUUAUAAGGGUAAGUUUCUCGGAAGUACAGAUAUGGCAGUUAAAAGGUUGUCAAGUGAUUCUGGACAAGGUGUUGAAGAAUUUAAAACUGAAGUAAUGUUGAUUGCAAAACUGCAGCACAGAAAUUUAGUUAGGCUUCUAGGCUAUUGUGUUGAGAGAAAUGAAAAGAUUUUGUUAUAUGAAUAUAUGCCCAACAAAAGCUUGGAUACGUUUCUAUUCGAUCAUGCAUUCUGUCAAUUACUGGACUGGAGGAUCCGUUUUGAAAUUAUAUUGGGUAUUGCUCGAGGGCUACUUUAUCUUCACCAAGACUCGAGGCUAAGGAUCAUUCAUAGAGAUCUAAAAACGAGCAACAUAUUGUUAGAUGAAGAAAUGAAUGCCAAAAUAUCAGAUUUUGGCUUGGCAAGGAUUGUUGAAGGCAAAAAUACAGAAGCUAAUACUAACAAAGUCGUUGGAACAUAUGGCUAUAUGUCUCCGGAAUAUGCAAUGGAGGGACUCUUUUCAAUCAAGUCUGAUGUAUUUGCCUUUGGAGUGGUCUUACUCGAGAUCAUAAGUGGGAGGAGAAACAUGGAAUUUUUCGAAGAUGUAAACCUCAUUGGUCAUGUAUGGAGACUCUGGACGAAAGACAGUGCAUUAGAAAUGAUGGAUCAAACCAUAGUUGAGUCGUGCGAUGAAAAUGAAGUGCUAAAGUGUGUGAAUGUGGCACUCCUAUGUGUUCAAGAAGAUCCAGCUGAACGUCCUGUAAUGUCAAAUGUUGUUUUUAUGCUUGGAGGUGAAAGCAUAACACUCCCACGACCAAAUCAACCAGCUUUUAUAGCACGAAGAAAUAGCGCUGGUGCAAGUACAUCAUCUUCGUCUUCUAAGCUCUACAACACUUCCAACAAUGGGUUGACAAUAACUCAACAAGUAGGCCGAUGAAAUCGAUAUAUAUAUAUACAUAUAUAUAUAUAAGUUAAAUGCAUAACGUACUGAAGCCAACAAUGUGCCGGUAUAACUUUUCUUCAAUUUAAGUUUGAAUUUCUGUUAAA
Molecule: messenger RNA, 1706 nt
Organism: Solanum pennellii
Lineage: Eukaryota; Viridiplantae; Streptophyta; Magnoliopsida; Solanales; Solanaceae
Product: G-type lectin S-receptor-like serine/threonine-protein kinase At4g03230
Biological process (GO): protein phosphorylation
Molecular function (GO): protein kinase activity; ATP binding
Source: RefSeq, a predicted model, not a curated record